This is a messenger RNA of Neopsephotus bourkii (Bourke's parrot), 4436 nucleotides long. It is a transcript of the gene NES, whose product is annotated as nestin. Gene Ontology annotation, cellular component: intermediate filament. Gene Ontology annotation, molecular function: intermediate filament binding; CCR5 chemokine receptor binding. The coding region runs from base 24 to 4376 and encodes 1450 amino acids. The transcript has 6 exons. Lineage: Eukaryota; Metazoa; Chordata; Aves; Psittaciformes; Psittacidae. Gene Ontology annotation, biological process: positive regulation of intermediate filament depolymerization. The record is from RefSeq and is a predicted model, not a curated record.
GCAGAGCAUCCCCCGGCGCAGCGAUGCUGAGCACCGCGGGCUUGAGCGGCCCGAGAGCCCUGGGCGAGGAAUCGCUGCAGAUGUGGGAGCUCAACAAGCGGCUGGAGGCUUACCUGGAGCGGGUGAAGGGGCUGGAGGAGGAGAACGAGGCGCUGCGAGCCGAGAUCCAGAGCGCCAGGAGCGGCCCGGGCGGGGAGCAGCGGAGGGGCGAGUACGAGGAGGAGCUGCGGGCGCUGCGGGAUGCGCUGCGGGACGCCCACAGCGGGAAGUGCGCGGCGGAGCUGGCCCGGGCCAGGCUCUACGAGGAGGUGCAGCGGGUGAGGAGUCGGUGCCGUAAGGAGCAAGCGGCUCGGGAAGCGGCCAAGCAGGAGCUGUCGGUGAGCAGGAAGGAGCUGGAGGAGGAGAGGAGGGCGCAGAUCUGGCUCAAGGAGAGCGCCGUGAGGCUGCAGAAGGAGGUGGAAGCUCUGCUGGAGGUGCACGAGGAGGAGAAAGCGGCGCUGGAGCAGGACCUCGCCGGCUUCUCGCAGAGCCUCGAGAGCUUCCGCUGCGCGCCCGUGGCUUUCCAGCCCCUGGAGGUGGAGGAUUACUGCGAGCGGCUCUCGGAGAUCUGGAAAGGGGCGGUGGAGACCUACAGGGCGGAGGUGGGGCAGCUGGAGGGGUCCCUGUGCCAGGCCAAGGAGAGCCUCUGGAAGGCUGCGGAGGGGAACCAGCAGAGCCGGCUCCAGCUCCAGCGCCUGGAGAAGGACCUGGCUGGGCUCAAAGCGCGGAAGGAGAUGCUGGAGGAGUCCUUGUCCCGGCAGUGGCAGGAGCAGCGCGGGGAGGCAGAGAAGUUCCAGCUGGCGCUGGAGGCCCUGGAGCAGGAGAAGCAGACGCUGCGGGUGCAGAUCGCCCAGGUCCUGGAGGACAGGCAGCAGCUCAUGCACCUCAAGAUGUCCCUGAGCCUGGAAGUGGCGACCUACAGGACGCUGCUGGAAGCAGAGAGCACCCGCUUGCAAAUGCCAGCAGGGGAAUACCGGCUGGCCAACGGCUUGAGAGAUCUCAAGCUGGAGGGGAGCAGCAGCACCAAGCUGGGCCCUGAGGCCAGGAGGACGCUGCCCUGGGAGCCCCGAGCCAGCCCCUUGCCCCUCAGCAGGGCAGAGGGGAGGGGGCAGCCAGGGAAAGGCCCAAGUGAUGCUCUGAGCCCCCAGACCCCGAGCGCGGGUACCAGGGAGCUCCAGUGCAUCAAUGCUGCCCAUGGCCCAGCCCCACGGGAUGCUCCCAGCUUCCCUGCAGCAAGCCCCUCACAGCCCAUCCAGCUCCCCCCAGAGCCCCCCAGCCCCACACUGGGGAGCCCAGGGGAGGGUCCUGCCUGGCCGGGGGGAGAUGAGGAUGAGAGGAGCCAAGGGAAGGAGCAUCCCGCACCCGAAGCCAUGGAGAAGCCCCACAGCCUGCGGUACCCGGCCCAGCUGGUGAGCGCGGCGCUGGAGGAUGCACUCAAGGAGAUGAAGGAUGAUGCUCAAGCCAAAGAAGAGCCCGUGCUCAGCGCUGCCUGGGCCCCCCUGGGUGCCCCCAGCCCCAUUCCCCACACAGAGGCAGGAGAAGGGCAAGACCCCUCUGAGGGUGAUGAGGAUGGUGAAGGCCCGGAAGCAGAGGAGAAGGUUGAGGGGUUCAUGGUCCAGGGGCUGGGUGCGGAGAGCAGCGCCCAGCAGGAUGGAGCCGCGUCCCCUCCUUGUGGCUUUGCUGCUUCCCUAAGGGCCACUGCGAGCCGGGGAGAGAUGGGAGAGGGAGAAGAGGAGAUUCCCCCUGUGCUGAGCCCAAGGGAACCAGAAGCGGUGGCCCAGGAAGAGGACAAGAGCAGCCCUGGCCAGACAGGGCCCAGCUGGGAAGAGCCAGAGCAAGGGGAGGAGGAGGUGGAGGUCCCAAGCAUGGAGGCAUCGCACCCGGAGGAGGAGGAAGAGGAGGAGGAGGAGGAGGAGGAGGGAGCAUCCCCCAUCCCCUGCGGGGAGCACGGUGACUUCCAGGGUGAGGGGAUGGAUGAGCACCAAGAGGAGACCCCCCCAAGGGAAGCUGCAGGUGCUGGUGCUGCCCCCGAGGGAAGCCACCGGGGCCUGGAUGAGGACGUUAGGGAUGGAGAGCAGGAUGAUCCCGAGCACCAGGAGCCUGAGCGCGAGGCAGGGCAGGAGCCCUGGAGCAUCCAUGGGGCCAGCCCGGUGCUGGAGGCUCCAUGGGGGGCUGAGGAAGAUGCGGUGGAAAGGGAGGGCUCAGGCAGGGCUGAAGGGGAGGGAGAGGAGGGGGAGGCCAGCGGGGGGGUGCUGGGGGCAGGACCCGGAGCCCUGGGCCGGGAGAGCAGAGCCCAGGAGGAGCCGCAGGGAAAGGACCUCAUGGAAGGGGAGCGGGAGCCGGAGCAGGGAGAGGAGCCCUGGGGCCAAAAGCCCCCUGCAGAGCCCUGGGAGGAGGCAGCGGAGGGCACGGAGGGGGCUCUGGGGACAGAGGAGACCCCACGGAGCACAGGAGGGCUGGGAGGGGAGGACAGAGCUGGGGCACGGCCGGAGGGAACCCAAGCAGAGGGGGCUGAAGGGGCUGAGCCGGCCCCGGAGCUGGCCAGGGAUGAGCAGGACGGCUCCAUGGGGCAGGCGGUCCCCAGCAGUCCCCUUGGGCGAGGGGGCAGCCCGGAGCUGGCCGAGGCCCUGGAGGAGCCAUGGGAAGGGCGUGAUGAGGAUGCUGAUGAUGCUCCCGGCUCCAUCCCUGCGGAGCUUCCACAGGCACCAGGCAUGGAGAGGGAUGGGGUGCUGGUGGAGCAGGAUGGGCCAUUGGAGGAGGAUGAGGAUGAGGAUGAGGAUGGGGGCUUGGGGGAGCUGCAGGAGGCAGCAGGGCCAGGCAGGAUGCUGGAGCUGGAGGACACGCUGCCCGACAGCACCCCCCUGCACCUCUAUGGAGGGGAGGUGCUGGAUGUGGCCCCAUCCAACCAAACCCCUCUGGAGGCUGAGGACACCUUGGAGGCAGCUCCAGAGGAUGAAGGGUGGCUGGAAGGGGGGGACAAGCCCCCAGCAUCCAGCAUGGCCCAGAGGCGUGAGGAGGAGGCAGGCGCAGAGGGUGCUGAGGAGGAGGAAGGUUACUUCAUGGUCUCUGCCCCCAACCAAGAGGGUUCCAGCUCGGAGGAAGCCGAGGUCUCCGAGGACUUUGAAGAGAUCAAGGCUGAAGCAAGCGAAGGCAGCAGAGGUGAUGGGGAAGCGGCUGGAGGAGCAUCCCCAGCACCAGGGAACCAGGGGCACUUUGAGGCACCACUUGGAGCAGAUGCAGCCAUGAGGAUGCCCACAGAGAUGCUGAAGGAGGAGGAGGAGGCUGAGGGGGGUUCCUCAGAGCCGGAGGAAGGCCCCGUUGUGCCCAGGGCCAUGGGGCCAGUGGCAGCAGGCACUGAGGAACCAGCCCAAGCUGCUGAACCGGAUGAGGAGCUCGAUGGAGCAGUGGAGCCGGACGGUGCCGGAACAGCCCAAGGCUGCAGCCUGGGGCUGCAGGAGGAGGAACCCAUGGCCGAGCCCAUCCCUCCAGCAGGGCUCCAGCCCCAGGAGGUGCCGGUUCCUCUGCCCCACCAAGGAGAGCAGCACCCAUCAGGUGAGGAGCACCCAUCAGGUGAGGAGCACCCAUCAGAUGAGCAGCACCCAUCAGAUGAGCAGCACCCACCAUGUGAGGAGCACCCAUCAGAAGAAGAGCAUCCAUCAGAUGAGCAGCACCCAUCAGAUGAGCAGCACCCAUCAGAUGAGCAGCUCCCAUCAGAUGAGGAGCCUCCAUCCACGGAGCAGGACGCAGGGGAUGGUCACAGCCUUCUCCCAGCUGAUGCCAAGGAGCCCCCCGAGGCUGAGCCACCUCAUGGCAGCCCCGUACCGGAGCAGGGGGCAUCCCCAGAGGUGCUUGAAGAGCAACCGGAUGCCGUGGAGGUGCCGCUGGGCAUCCCGGAGGCCCGGGAUCUCCUGGAGCUCGUGGAGCAAGCCUUGGAGUUCAACCAGGAGCUGGUGAUGGGCGCGAGGGCGGCCGAGGGCAGGGAGCAGGGGCCCGGCAGCACCGAGGAUGCUGGGGAAGGUUCCUCCCCGACCUCAUCCAGCGCGGAGGAGCCCACGGUGCAGGAGGCGGCGGCGGAGGCGGCUCCGGUGCGGGCUGAGAACGGGCUGCACCGCGCCGCCAGCCUGGAGGACCUGGCUGAGCUCAGCGAGGAGGUGCCCAACGGCAUCACCGGUGCAGCUCCAGGAUUCCCUAUGGAGAGCACAGACCCCACUGUGGCCAUGCUGGGCACCGGAGAUGCCGCCGGCACCAAGGGAGCCGAUGCCAUCGCAUGUGGCAAACACGGCGAUGCCGUCCCCAUCCGAGCCGAGCAGGAGCCCUGCUCCAUGGGGGAUGAGUGAUGGGGACCCCUCCGGUACCCCCCACCCUGUGAUAACCCAGCACCCCCUUUGCCACCCCCC